Molecule: messenger RNA, 3661 nt
Organism: Periophthalmus magnuspinnatus
Lineage: Eukaryota; Metazoa; Chordata; Actinopteri; Gobiiformes; Gobiidae
Gene: arhgef38
Product: Rho guanine nucleotide exchange factor (GEF) 38
Exons: 14
Coding region: 1146-3605 (819 amino acids)
Biological process (GO): intracellular signal transduction
Cellular component (GO): cytoplasm
Molecular function (GO): protein binding; guanyl-nucleotide exchange factor activity
Source: RefSeq, a predicted model, not a curated record
AGCGGGUUUACCAAUAUUUGAUGUGGUUUCUUAUUUUAAGGCAUGUGUUUAUUUUUUUCUGUCUGUCAAGGAUUUUUUUUUUUCCAGCUGGAGCUUUGACAACCUACUGAACAUAUUCUACAGAUGUGCAAAACUGGAAAUGAAUUCACAACUAGAGCUGCUAUAAAAUGUUAUCACUCUAUUGUAGUGUGACCAGAUGUACCCAUUUACCCGGGACAGUCCCAGUUUUGAGCCCUGUGUCCCAUGUCCCAGUGGAUUUAUCCAAAGCCAUUGAUUUGUCCCAGUUUUAUACAAGAAAUAUUCCAGGUGUCCCCAUUUUUGACCGAUCUGAUACCAACUAACAGUAAAGAAGUGAAUAUGUUGUUAUUUGUUUAGCUAAAAUACAAAAAAAUGUGCUUGAAAAUGAGCAUAAGGCAAAAAAAAAGCACUUUGUUGAACUGACAGAUUGUUUUUGUUCACAAUUUUAUUCAUACCAACUAUCCCAACUUGGACAUGUCCCCGUUUUGAAUUUUGAAAACCUGUUCACUCUACACUAUUUGUGUCUUGUAAGUGGAAACAGGAUCAUGUCAAAUAUGCAACCGCAAUCUGUAAUACUGCCACUAGAGGCCACCAAAAUUACACAUUAAAUCAAUAAAUAUGUGGACUAUAAACAUUAACUACAAACACAAUCAAAUGUCCUUUCAAGAAAACAAUGUUUCUAUGGAUUUUUUUUGCCUAAAAACAUUUAAAUUUUAUAUAAUAAAUGUGAUUCAAUGUUGUUUCUUCAAAAUGAAUAGCUAUUUUUAAAUGUAGACCACUAGACUGCUAAAUUAAGCUAGACAUCUAAUAGUAGAAUAGUAGAAAUAUUAGUAGAAAUAGUAGAAAAUAAAGCAAUAAAUAACUAACACAAUAACUCAAGGCGUUAAUUGUCUCAGCAGGUCUACUGUACAGUGCCUCUCAGCCUUUAAAAACAUGGGUCCAAAGGGAAUAUACCUGUGAGGAGGCAUUUCCACAGCUCUCUCUCUGACAGCUAUAGACAGGGGGGCGGAGCUACCUGCACAACCUGAGCACCAUACACCUGUUGCACUUCCCACACUCCUGUCCUCUCUCUGUGCUCUCUCUUCCCCUUUGACUGGACCUGAGUUCAGGGCAGAGGAGGCUUCAACAUGGAGCCCAAAGAGAAGGAGGCCUCUGGCUGUGAAAAAGAGAAAGAAAAAGACAGACCUAUCAAAAGGAGGAACCGUCCGGUGUUUUUACGUUACUUGGAGAGAAGAAAGACAGACACUAUUGUAACUGAUGACAAAAGUGACAUCAACCUGGGGACGCUGGUGAGGAGGAGUCAAUCAGACAAGACGGAGUACAGCGCAAAACUUAAAGAGAAGCUGAUGCCGUUCGACCUGUCCACGCCCACCUCUCCAGCGCUUGAUCCCGAGGAGGUGCGCUCGAGGAAGAUGAAGCGCAGGUCAAAGGUCAUCCAGGAGCUGGUACAGACUGAGAAGGACUUCCUGACGGACCUGGAGCUGUGCAUCAGAGAAGUGGUCCAGCCCCUGAGGAACAUGCAGGUUGUUGAUGUGGAUCGUCUCUUCACAAACAUGGAGACAGUGUGUGAAGUAUCAGCAGCUUUGUACCAGAGGCUGCAGGAAGCAAUGACCGAGCCUGAUCCAGAAGCAGUCAUCAUUGGAGAAGUUUUCAUCCAGGCCAAGGCAGCUCUAGAGGACGUGUACAAGGUUUACUGCUACCACCACGAUGACGCCAACGUGGCUCUGAAAGCUUACGAGAAAGAGGAAGAAGUAAAGAAACAUUUGACUGCAUGUGUAUUAGCACUGAAGAAAAUCUAUGAAAGAGAGAGUAAACCAAACUUGUUGAACAUGGGCUCGCUGCUGAUCAAGCCGGUGCAGAGGAUCAUGAAGUACCCGCUGCUUCUCGGAGAGCUUUGGCAGACCACUCCGGAAAACCAUCCAGACUAUCAGCCGGUGCAGGAGGCUUUCACCGCCGCCAAAAUCAUAAACAUCAACAUUAACGAGUUUAAGAGACGCAAGGACAUUGUUAUGAAAUAUAAACGAUCAGAAGACGAAGGCACACUGAGGGGCAAGUUUCACAAGUUUAACAUCCACUCUAUCCGGAAGAAAGGAGACAGGUUUGCAGGAUUUCUCAAGAUUCUCACAGGAGUUGAGCCACAGGUGAGAGAUGAAGUCUUUGACCGAGAGGAGAAGCUCUUCAGGAGUCUGGAGAAAGCGGUCAGGCAGAUGGUCAAGAACGUCCAGUGUUACGUGCAAGAAAUCCAGGAAAUGGUAUCUGUGGCCGUCCAGAAUGCCCACGACAUGGAAAAUAUUAUUAAAGAGUUCAACAAGAAUAACAAAAACGGGCUUUAUCAUCACAACGGAAAUGACCCCUACAAGCACUUUAAAGACAGUGUGGAGCAGCUGGUCCUCGCUCCGCUGUCCUCUCUGCAGGGCAUGUUCACAGCUCCACAGAAGCUCAUCCAGAAGCGCUACGACAAACUACUGGACUACUGCAGCCGCCUGGAACGAUCCUCCUCACUCGCGGCACCGCCAUCAUCAUCAUCAUCUUCACCAUCAGCAUCCCCCUCUCCCUCCAAUCCAUCCACCGUCCCAGAUGACCAGGGCCCCGCCAGGAGAGACUACGAGGCUCUUAACGCCAUGCUGGUGGAGGAACUUCAGAGAUUCAACAUGGCCGCUCACGCCAUCCUCAUCAACUGUGUCGUUUAUUUAGUGGCUCUUUUAAAACAGCUGAUGGAGAAACUUCUACUGCCAGCUCCAUCGUUGCACCAACUACCGGCUCCUUUAUCCAACAUGGCAGAAGUUCAAAACAGCAUCAUGGAGGAGCUGAGCAAUCUGUCGUUUGUGAAGGACAACGCAGCGAAACUGAUGGAGCGUAAAGUCAGCUUUGAGAGACAACGAGACAAGAAACCCACGAUUCCUGAGGUGCAGCAUCAGACUGAGGAGCAGCGUGCCUGGCUGUUGGCGGAGUACCCCCUGGAGCGCAUCUACCAGCUCAAGAGAAAGUGCAACGGCUGUCAGGAGCAGGACCUCAGUCUGCUGGAGGGGGAGCUGGUGGCCCUCCUGGAGGACUCGGACCCCUUCGGCAGCAGCAGUCGUUGGCUCGUGCACUCUGGAGGUGCUCAGGGCUACAUGUACUCCACCUUUUUGAAGCAGUACAACCCACAGCGAGACUCUCUGAGGUCAGGGCAGCCAGUCCGGGAACAGCCUCCGACCCAACAGCAGCCGGCCUUCCUGCUGGACGAGGACUUUGACAACAUCAGUCUGUUUGUGUCGGGCAGUGGCAGCAGCAGUCUGCGCAGCUUCAGCCUCAACACCACCGACAGCAGCUCCAGCUUGUGUGGCCUGCAGGGGGAGCAGGACAGCCCCGAGGACCAGGGGGUCUCUGUGGAUGGGGAUGAUAUAAUUGACGACUCUCAACAGUUUUAUGCCGUAUAUGCAUUUCAAGCCCGCUGUGACCAGGAGCUGAGCCUGCAGGAGUAUCAGCAUGUGCGCAUCCUCAAGUUCUGUGACCUGGGGGGAAAUAAAGAGUGGUGGCUGGCUGAGUCCAAUGGACAGAAGGGAUAUGUUCCAGCCAAUUACCUGGGAAAGAUGUCCUACGCUUGAUAAAACAGACAGAAUGUAUAAGACUGCAAACCCACCGGUCGACCUGUUCAACACCA